GGCAUGCAGAGUAUAAGUGGAAACACAACAGGAAAAGGGGUUUUAAUGAGCCCACUCCCUCCCCCUCCCAAAACACAGUCCCUUUUUUGGUGGGCCAUCCCACUAACAUGAGGAAAAACAGCACAGGAAUACUUAUGCAAGCCCCUCUGUUUCUCUCUCUCUCUCUCUUUCUCUCUUCCUCUCUUACAUACAGCCUGAAAUGCUGAACUUUAGACAAAUCUGACCUUGGAGGAGUGUCUGUGGGCUGGAACAAGGCAGGAUUUCUGAAUGACUUUGACUGCAGUUGUUGAUUUUUUUCAGGACUACAUGUGUGUGCUUGUUGCAGACAUCAAAGGAGUCACAGAGGACCACUAGAGGACAACCCUUCCUGCCUAAAAAGAAGGAAUUCAAGACUUGAUUUAAGCUUUAACCUUUCUACUGUUCACUUUAAUCCAGCACGUCUUUUCUCUGCACAAAGAGGCUGCAAAAUUUGGUUUCUGCUUAAAAGCCUCAUGGCUCAAAGUCCCUCAGAGUCACGUCCUGCGAUUGUCUCUGGAGUGUGGUUGGACAGGGGAGAGAGAAGGAGCGUCAGAGCCGAGCCCGGCAGCAGUGGAGCAGAGGGUGAGAAGCGUCUGGUUGUCUAGUCAUCUGAAGGCGACUGAAGCCACCAGCAGUGGACCAUGUGUGCUGCGGCUCUGGAGGAGUACUGUGGGUCCAUCUUCUGGAAUGCUUCAUAUGUGGAAAGAGAAGACCCAGACCUCCCAGUAUGUGUAGAGCAGACGGUAUUGGUCUGGAUCCCCCUGGGGUUCCUGUUGCUCUGUGCCCCUCGACACCUGGUGUCUCUCUGCAGAAGAACACCAAUGAUCACAAAACACCUGUCUAAGCUCUAUCUCUGCAAACAGCUUGUGGUUUCUCUGUUGUUCCUGACGGCAAUAGCAGGCCUGGCAGUCACAUUUGCAGAGGAUGAUGGUUCAACAGUGAAAAGUCCUGCUGUAUACUACGUAAACCCCGUCCUGUACGCGGUCACGUGGAUCCUUCUGCUGUUGUGCCAGGCAGGCGUGAGGCGGAGGGAAGGAUCAGUAGACUCAGCCACUCUCUUCCUCUUCUGGUUGCUCCUUGUUGUGUGCGACGUCUUCCCUUUCCAGACCCUCCUGCGAGAGGCGCUCAGACUGAGAGAGAUCAGAGAUGUCCCUCGUUUCUGCCUUUUCUACAUUUCCUUUGGCUUGGAAUUGAUCGCACUUGUUCUCUCUGCUGUGGCUGAUAUCCCUCCAGAAGCCGAGGAGCUUGUAAAAAAGAAUCCAGAGACAGGUGCAGCAUUUUUGAGCAGAAUCACUUUCAACUGGUUGAACAGCAUCAUGCUGAUGGGGUACAAGCGGGCCCUGGUUCAGGAGGACAUGUGGGAGCUGAGCGAGGCGGACAGCACGGCUGACAUCAACCGGCGCUUUCAGCACUUCAUGCAGUCGGAGUUGGGCGCAGCUCAGGUCCGGUUACAAAACAAGUUGAAGAAAAAGCGGGAUGAGAAGAAAGACAAAGCCCAGGAAGAGGCCGUUCGAAAUGGUCUCUCCAACGGUCUGGCGAAAGGUGUCAGUCAGGAUGUGCUGAUGGAGGAAAAGGGAAAGAAAAAAGAUGAAAAGGAGGAGAAGAAGAAGAAGAAAAAGGAUAAAAAGAAGGAGGAGAACGACUAUCCCAAUUCAUGGCUGAUUUCCACCAUUUACAAGUCCUUUAAAGGGAUUCUGAUUGAAUCUGCCUUCUUCAAACUUCUGAUGGACGUGCUGACUUUUGCCAGUCCCCAGCUCCUAAAAUUGAUGAUCUCUUUCACUGCGGACAAAUCCAGGCAUACCUGGGAAGGCUAUCUGUAUGCAGUGCUGUUCAUGCUGGUGGCCAUUCUGCAGUCUCUGUUCCUGCAGCAGUACUUCCAGCGUUGCUUCGUGCUGGGGAUGAAGGUCCGCACGGCCAUCAUGGCUGCCGUGUACAAAAAGGCAUUGGUUGUGUCUAAUGACACUCGUAAAGAGACUACGGUUGGGGAAAUGGUGAACCUGAUGUCAGCAGACGCCCAGUGCUUCAACGAGGUAACCAACUUCAUCCACCUGCUGUGGUCCUGCCCUCUGCAGAUCCUGCUGUCCAUAGUCUUCCUGUGGCUGGAGUUGGGACCUUCUGUGUUGGCAGGACUGGCAGUCAUGUUGCUGAUGGUGCCGAUCAACGGGCUGCUCGCCACCAAGGCCAGAAAAAUCCAGAUCGAGAACAUGAUGUUCAAAGACAAGAGACUGAAAAUCAUGAACGAAGUACUUAAUGGGAUCAAGAUUCUGAAGCUGUUUGCAUGGGAGCCGUCCUUCCAGGCGCAGGUGGAAGACGUUAGGGGGGAAGAACUGAAAGUCAUGAAGAAGUUUGCCUACCUGUCGUCUGUUUCCACCUUCAUCUUCAACUGUGCUCCGGCUCUGGUUUCACUGGUCACAUUUGCAGUGUUUGUAGAGGCAAGCCCAAGCAACAUGUUGACCGCUGAGAAGGCUUUCACUUCCAUCUCUCUUUUCAACAUCCUCCGAUUUCCCCUGACCAUGCUGCCCAUGCUCAUCGCUGCUAUCGUGCAAAUGUCAGUGUCUAAGAAGCGCCUGGAGAAGUUUCUGGGAGGUGAAGACCUUGACAGUGACAUUGUGCGCCAUGACCACAGCUUCAACUCUGCUGUUAGCAUACGUGACGGUUCCUUUGCUUGGGAAAAAGAAGCUGAGCCUCUGCUGAAAGAUGUGUCCUUGGAUAUUAAGCCAGGUCGGUUGGUAGCAGUAGUGGGAGCUGUGGGCUCAGGAAAGUCCUCGCUCAUGUCAGCCCUCCUGGGAGAGAUGUACAGCACCAAAGGCUUCAUCAACAUUCAGGGCUCCCUUGCCUAUGUGCCACAGCAAGCCUGGAUCCAAAACGCCACUCUGAGGGAUAACAUCCUGUUUGGCUCUGCCCAUGAGGAAAGGAGGUUUCAGGGAGUGAUAGAGGCCUGUGCCCUGGUUCCCGACCUGGAGCUGCUGCCUGGAGGUGCCCUCACCGAGAUUGGAGAGAAAGGCAUCAACCUCUCAGGGGGUCAGAAGCAGCGUGUGAGCUUGGCCCGGGCGGCUUACAGUCAGGCUGAUAUUUAUCUAUUAGAUGACCCCAUGUCUGCUGUGGACUCUCAUGUAGGAAAACAUCUCUUCGAUGAAGUCAUUGGACCCAAAGGACUACUCAAAGACAAGACUCGUAUCCUGGUGACUCAUGGAGUGAGCUUCCUGCCAUACGUAGAUGAAAUAGUGGUCUUGGUGGAUGGAGUGAUUUCUGAGGUUGGAUCCUACAAGAGCCUUCGUGCCAGCAAAGGAGCUUUUUCUGAAUUUCUAGACACAUAUGCCAAAGAGCAAAGGAAUAGAACCCUUUCAGAGUCAGAUCAUCGCCAGGACACUGCAGAUGUGGAGCUGAUCCCUGAUAUAGAGGACAUUCAACCCGACUCUCCUUUGGAGGACACAGUUUCUUUAACGCUAAAGAGAGAAAGCAGUAUCCGCCGCAGCCAGCGCAACAGCAGUGUCAGACUAAGAAAAACUAGCACCAUAAGAAAACCAGAAGAUGUUGGUGAAUCAAAGAAAGGCCAGAGGCUGAUAGAAAAGGAAACUAUGGAAACGGGACAGGUGAAGUUCUCAGUGUUCGUCCAGUACCUGCGCGCCAUGGGCUGGGGAUAUGCAGCCAUGGUCUUCGUGGUUUACUUGAUCCAGAACAUUGCGUUCAUUGGUCAGAACCUGUGGCUGAGUGACUGGACCGAUGAUGCAGUGGAUUACGCCAACAUUACAUACCCUGACUGGAAGAGGGAUACCCGGGUUGGAGUGUUUGGAGUUCUGGGAGUGGCUCAGGGCCUCUUUGUGUUCCUCGGUUCACUGCUCAUGACCAAUGCUGCGGUCGAUGCAUCACGAAUCCUGCAUUCGAGGCUGCUUAACAACAUGCUGCGAGUUCCCAUGGUAUUCUACGACACCACGCCCAUUGGAAGGGUGGUCAACCGCUUUGCAAAGGACAUCUUCACAGUGGACGAAGUCAUUCCAAACUCCUUCCGCAGCUGGCUCAUUUGUCUGCUGAGUGUUUUGGGGACACUGUUUGUCAUCUGUCUGGUCACUCCUUUCUUCACCAUCCUCAUCCUUCCUCUGGCCCUGGUCUACUACUUUGUACAGCGCUUCUACGUAGCGGCCUCACGGCAGCUACGUCGGCUGGACUCGGUGUCUCGCUCUCCUAUAUACUCACACUUUAGCGAGACGGUGUCAGGUCUGUCCGUGAUAAGAGCUUACGGCCAUCAAGACAGGUUUCUUAAACACAACGAAACAACUAUUGACGAAAACCUCAAGAGCGUCUACCUGUGGAUAGUGUCAAACAGAUGGCUGGCCAUCCGUCUGGAGUUCCUCGGAAACCUGGUGGUGUUUUUUUCUGCUCUGUUUGUCGUCAUUUCCAGGGACACGCUGGACAGCGGCCUGGUUGGCCUGUCUAUAUCCUACGCCCUUAAUGUAACCCAGACCCUCAACUGGCUGGUGAGAAUGACAUCAGAGCUGGAGACCAAUAUCGUGGCCGUGGAGAGAGUGAGUGAGUACGCCGAGCUUGAGAACGAGGCUAAGUGGGUUAAUGACACUCGGCCUCCAGUGGGGUGGCCCGAGGCAGGAAGGCUACAGUUUCAAAACUACAAGGUCCGUUACAGACCUGGAUUAGACCUGGUGCUGCAUGGAAUCACCUGUGACAUCGCCAGCACUGAAAAGAUUGGUAUAGUGGGCCGCACAGGAGCCGGGAAAUCAAGCCUUACCAACUGCCUGUUUAGAAUUAUUGAAGCUGCUGAAGGUCGUAUCCUCAUUGAUGACGUAGAUGUUUCCACAAUAGGCCUGCAUGACCUCAGAAACAGGCUGACAAUCAUACCACAGGAUUCAGUGUUGUUCUCGGGGUCCCUGAGGAUGAACCUGGACCCAUUUGACAAAUUCAGCGAUGAGGAGAUCUGGAGAGUGUUGGAGCUCUCCCAUCUGAAGGGCUAUGUAGCCGGGCUGCAUGAAGGACUACAACAUGAAGUCACAGAGGGGGGAGAGAACCUCAGUGUUGGGCAGAGACAGCUGCUGUGUCUGGCCCGAGCACUGCUGAGGAAGUCUCGUAUCUUAAUCCUGGAUGAGGCCACAGCAGCUGUUGACCUGGAGACGGACGACCUGAUUCAGAAUACCAUCCGUAAAGAGUUUUCACACUGCACUGUCCUCACCAUCGCCCACCGCCUGCAAAGCAUCAUGGACAGCUCCAGGGUAAUGGUGCUCGACGCUGGUAAAAUAGUGGAAUUUGAUUCUCCGAGCAACCUACUUGAAAAAUGUGGCCAUUUCUAUGCCAUGGCAAAGGAUGCUGGAAUUACGCAAGAAGACAACAUGGCUCUCUGAUUUUGAAUUUGUGCUUUUGAUUAAAUUCCAUAAAUUUAUUUUUUUUAGUUUGAUUUAAAAAGCUGGAUUGUGCUUUGAUACAAAGGAAUAUUGUAACAUUUGUAUUUAUAGGAAUAGAAAGAAAUCACAUUCUGUAUGUAAAUCAUUUUUAUAUAGAAACAAUAAAUGUUCUUUCUCAAAUA
Messenger RNA from Sebastes umbrosus (honeycomb rockfish), 5548 nucleotides. RefSeq names its product ATP-binding cassette, sub-family C (CFTR/MRP), member 2 (gene abcc2). Gene Ontology annotation, molecular function: ATP hydrolysis activity; ATP binding; ABC-type transporter activity. The record is from RefSeq and is a predicted model, not a curated record. Bases 660 to 5366 code for a protein of 1568 amino acids. Lineage: Eukaryota; Metazoa; Chordata; Actinopteri; Perciformes; Sebastidae. Gene Ontology annotation, biological process: transmembrane transport. The transcript has 32 exons. Gene Ontology annotation, cellular component: apical plasma membrane.